AGCUGGAUCGUGGCACUAUAGCCUCAUUAUCCAGUAGUUAUCGGUUAUUAACAUAACAUUUCAAGUAUGGCUGGACUGAAGGUAAGGACACUAAUUCGUUUUAUUUUUAAUGGAAAUAAAAUCCGGGAGAAGAUCAAAUGAAUGCGGUCUGCUAACUGUCGAGUGACUACGGGCAGACGGCACGCGCUCUUCAACUCAAACGCUCUCGAGCUUCGGUACCGCUGGAUGUCGGUGAAACGUUUUAUCAGGCUGGAGAGGAACAUUAUUUUACCGCAGUUCCUGCUGUACGUAAGAAAUUGGAACGAAAUAAUGUGUAGGUUUUCGCAAACGAGAUACAUGUGAACGAUGGUUGAGUGAGACGGUCAUGUGGUGUGGAAGUAAGAAGAGAAACAGACAUCGGAAUGCCACAGGCUGUCUCGCUGCUGCCCUUCCUUCUUGUGCUCAUAGGAUAUGCUUUUGCAGGGCUCAGUAUUUGGCCCUCUUUCCAUGUGGCCCUUAGCAAUGGGAGUGUAUUUGUGGACUUUAGCACAAAAUCAAAUAACAACACCAUCACCAACAUGAGCCUCUCUCUAGUCAACAUGGAAACCAAUACUUCAAUUCUUUCACGGACCCUCCCCAGCAACCAACUGGUUGGUAGGGAGGAGUUUGAUUGUUCCUGCUUCCUGUACGCAGGAACUUUCCGGUUCCUGCUGAGGCAGACAAGCAUCACCACUGUUUUUCAUGCUAACAGAACAGAUGUCAGCAGCACAGAAAGCUCAGCCUCCUGGUGGAGCUCUGAACUGCAAGUGCAGUGGCCCACUUUUCACAUUUCAGUGGAGAAAGCAGGAAACCACUCUGAAUAUUUUCAGGUUGUGUUAUCCACUAAUGAACACUUUCAGGCUUGCUCCAGAGGCACUGACUCUGCCCUCUUCUUAGAAGUGAGUUAUAUGGAGUACAACCAGAUCGGACGAAGUACCAUUGACAAAGUUCGAGCUCAAACACGGAAACCGAUCAAGCCGCUUCGUUCGCAGAGUGUAGAGCUGCACUGUGCUUUCCCGUUUACUGAGAGAGACUUCUUAAGAGUGGCUCUGCGAUCCCCUCACACAGUACAAGAAGUGAAGAGCCCUGUUCCUCUCUAUCUGUCCCGUAUUUUCUCCUACAAACUACUGGUGGAAAAUGCCAAUGCUUAUAAAAAUGGUUGCAUGGGCACAAUGACUGUUAAGAUGAUAUCCCCACCUUGCACUCAUGCCAAUGGCAAAAUACUGCUAUAUAAUGCAGGCCUCGCAAGGGGGGGUGACUUAACUUCCCUGUCGAUGGAGUUUAGACCAGAGGAACAAUCUUCUUCUGUGCUUGCAUCUAAUUGGCUCACACAAGGGGAGAAUGAGGCUGAAUUCAACUGCUCUGUUUUUUACCCAGGAAGAAAUAAGUAUUGCUUCCGCUUUGUUUUCAACUUCAGCCAAUCCCCUAGUCCAGCACAGACAUGUCUGGUGGUUUACAGAACAGCAGAAUCUUGGGGACCCUGGCACCCAUGGAGUGUUUGCAGUGCGACUUGUGGAGAGGCAGUGAGGGAAAGAGUUCGAGAGUGUUUGCUGCCCUCUGGUGUGCGAGGCACGCAGUGCAUUGGCAUGAUGAAGGAGCAAUCUUUAUGUUCGCUGGAAGACUGUGACAUGUUAUCUUCUCCUUCUCCAUCUCUUCCCUCUGUACCUGUGGAAGCAUCCCCGCUUGGUGGAAACAUGAUUGUGGUGUUGGGUAUUUCCCUUUGCUUGGCAGUGAUCAUGGCAACAGUUGUGGUGACUGUGUGGAGAAAGCUUUGCCAAACCCCUCAGUGUAGCUCAGUCCACAGAGGCUCCAUUCAUUCCCCUGGUGGGCGCAAACUUUCAGAUGAGGCCUCCAUCUGUGGCCAUAGCCUCCAAAGGCCCAGCCUCUCUGACGGUCAUUGCCCAUCUGGGGCAGUCGGUCCCCAAAAAGAGAGACCCUCGCUCGGAGCGCAGCCUCUCUCACCACAGGCACUGGUGAAAUCACUUUCACAGGAUUCAGAAAGACUAUCUCCCACAGGUCAGAAGGUGCUACCACCGAUAUUUGGCUAUCGUUUGGCUCAGCAACAGCUGAAAGAGAUGAAGAAGCAAGGGUUAAAAGAGGCCACACAGCUGUACCAUGUCUCUUCAAGUCCUGUCCAUGAUACUGUGGUAGAGACCUGCACCUCACCCACAACCUCACCAAUUCCUUCACCUACUGAGUUUGCUUGUUCUGCCCUUCCCUUGGGUUUGCAGGACAAUGUCAACCACAACCAUUUUUGUACAUCGACUCCCUUAUCUGGGACAUUGGGGGUCACGUCAGACAGACUGAGUCCAAGGGUCGAGAUAGUUUUGGGUCCUCCUCCUGUCUCUGGGAGGAGCUCUAAAUGGCGUGACCGCACAGCUGACUGGGUGGAGAUGGUAGAGAGGAGCAAAAUGCCUGGUCUUAGGAGAGAAGGAGAUGAAGCAUCGGCAAAUAGUUUCCACAAGAAUCCAAACUUCAGACGGACCUCCAGUUUUAGUGACACCAAACUUCUUUCGACUUCUUCAGCUCAGUCCACGCAGUUUAGAGAAAGGAGCAUGACCCAGGUGGGAUCGCGGACGCUUCCAGAAGGAAGUUCUUGGACCAAAGGAAGAUGGGAGAGACAGCCUCACCCGUCUUACCCCAUCCCAGAACACAGAGUCUCAGACUGGAGUGCUACCAAACCCCAGAGUAAUGAGCAGAGGAAGGUUUGGAUGGGGACAACACAUAAUAGUCAAGUCAAGCACACUGGAACAAACACUAACAGUAUUUCAAUAUCUGAGAAAAAUGCUAAAGACUUUCGUGGCAGAGGGGAAAGAAAGAGGCUUGCAGACCCUGAAGGCAGAGGUGGAGAGUUGGUCUCAGGGAUCGGCGGUCCAUCCCUUACACAUCCUUUAUCUCAUGAGGUCAAUCAGCUGGGUGUAGACCGAGCUGAGCGGGCUGAGCAGAACUGGAACCGCCGUGGUCCAUCACCUAUCCAAAGGAACAUUCUGGCCCGGAAACUGAAAGAGGCUCAGUCCUGCUCUGGAGCCAAGGGACGCCAGCGCAGCUCCAGCUUCAACGUCUCAUCAUCUGAUCGAAGGAAAGAUUGGUGCAACUCUUUGCCAAUGUCUAGAGACCAGAGCAGCAGCGGUGGCUCCCCCUAUAGGCUAAGUGAGGCGGAACAAAGGAUGCUAGACUUGGAUCUAACCCCAGUUUUUGUACAGGAGAAGCAGUAGAAAAUCAGUUAUUAUUACAAUAUUAUGUUAACAAUUUUUAUAUGUUGAAAGAACAAAUAGAACAACUAACUCUUUAACAUUUUUAAUGCAUUACUUUUAAUAUUUCCAUGGUAUCAUGAGCACAUUCACCCUUCUGAAAGGUUAAACACCAGCUAGAUUGGUGAUAGAUUUCAAGAUGCAAUAAAAAAAUGGUUUAUGUCAACUCUAAAUCUACAGUUUCAGCAAUGCUGGGAAGUCUCAAUGCUUAUUACAGUAACAAUUGGGGUGUUUUCUGUUGUUCAGGCAGGAAUUUAUUAUUCUAAUUUGUGUAGUAGUACAUAUGCAGUAUUAAACUGCAAUUGUGUUCAACAA
Molecule: messenger RNA, 3584 nt
Organism: Poecilia reticulata (guppy)
Lineage: Eukaryota; Metazoa; Chordata; Actinopteri; Cyprinodontiformes; Poeciliidae
Gene: thsd1
Product: thrombospondin, type I, domain containing 1
Cellular component (GO): cell periphery
Source: RefSeq, a predicted model, not a curated record